Messenger RNA from Protomyces lactucae-debilis, 1640 nucleotides. RefSeq names its product U3 small nucleolar RNA-associated protein 6-domain-containing protein. NCBI's taxonomy places the organism in Eukaryota, Fungi, Ascomycota, Taphrinomycetes, Taphrinales, Protomycetaceae. The coding region runs from base 23 to 1375 and encodes 450 amino acids. Gene Ontology annotation, cellular component: Pwp2p-containing subcomplex of 90S preribosome; small-subunit processome. Gene Ontology annotation, molecular function: snoRNA binding; protein binding. The transcript has a single exon. The record is from RefSeq and is a predicted model, not a curated record. Gene Ontology annotation, biological process: maturation of SSU-rRNA from tricistronic rRNA transcript (SSU-rRNA, 5.8S rRNA, LSU-rRNA).
AUAGUAGUUAGAAGACUCCAGGAUGGCAGACAGGGCUCAGUACUUUCUCGAGCAGUCGCUGCCAGAGCUCAUUGACCUGCAGCAGAAGAAGAUAUUCACGCCGCUCGAAAUCAAGGCCAUCACACGCAAACGCACAGGCUUCGAGCAUGCCUUGACACGCAAAAUUGUGCGCAAGGCAGACUUCCUGCGCUAUGCAGAGUACGAGAUGAACCUGGAGCAGCUCCGGAGACAGCGAGUCAAACGCUUGGGUAUCACAGGCAAGAAGACUGUCUCUGACUUUGCAGGCCCACGCCGCGUCUUUUUCGUUUUUGAGCGUGCAGCGCGCAAAUUUCAUGGCGAUGUGGAUCUCUGGCUGCAGUACAUCAACUAUGCGAAGCAAGAGAAGAGUGCCAAGGUGCUUGCCAAGCUAUUCGCAACAGUCUUGCAGUUUCACCCAACAAAUGAUAAGCUGUGGCGCAUGGCAGCAGACCAUGAGCUGCAUUACAAUGGUAACAUGACUGCGGCGCGCACCAUGAUGCAACGCGGACUGCGUCUAUGCAAGGACUCGCCAGACCUGUGGAUUGCCUACUUCAGACUUGAGUUGCUAUAUCUUGAAAAGAUUCAUGCCAGGAGAAAGAUCCUAGGCAUAGAUGGACGAGCUGAUCAAGAAGAACCAGCCGCGGAGAUAGAGGAAGCCGAGGAGACUGACGGCACCAUUAAGCUUGCACAAACGACGCAGGAAGAGCUCAACGGGGCUAGUCAAGCGCUUCUCAAGGACAUUGAGCUGUCCUCCUUGACCACAGCAGAGAGUAAUCCCGCAUUGCAAGGCGCCAUCCCAAAAGCUAUUUUGCGCUCUGCUGUACAAGCCAUGCCACGCAACGCUGAGUUGAUUCUGUCCUUCUACGACGCUAUAGCUGAAUUCAGGACACUUCCAUUUCAGCAAUCACUUCAGGAGCACAUUCUGGAAUUGCUUUCUGCAGAGCCGGUAAAGAGCCACCCGAAGGCAGUGUUCCUGCGCAUCACGCUACCUCUCAGGCGCAUCCGUCACGAUGUCGCAUCGCCAGCGUUCCCAGCCGCUCUGAAAGAAAGCCUAGCAGCGUUCAAUGCGCUGUCCGAUGAAACGCCACCUAAGGACAAGCUUGUUUUCAUGUGGCUGGCACAGUUGGUCGCCUACAGGGCAAUUCCCGAUAUCGAGUCGAAUCUGGCUCGUGCUAUUGAUGCUGCGCUCGUGCAGCGCUUCAAGCAAUCAGAAGCAGAGGCAGUCUUGAGUCCAUCUGGCUACACGCUUUGGGCAACAUUCGAGCAAGGCCGCGGCAGACAAAGUGUCGCUGACGACAUCACACGGCGUGCCCAUGCAAAGUUUCCACAAUUUGAGCAUUUCCCAGCGCAUGCGUAGCCAGUCCCUUUUUACUCAUCGCCACCACGCGACCGUCGUGCACUCUUCUUGCUUGCAUGUUGCUUUUUUUGCUUGAGUCGUACUUCAUUAUCACGGCGAAUGAGCUUACCGACUCGCUGCUUGGUGGCUUUGCUUGUCUCGCCAACAAGACCAGCGUUGGCAGCAUCAACCAAGACGGAAGCUAGCUUUUGGAAGACGUCUUGGCGAUUCUGUUCUUGUGUUCGAUUGCGUUGUGAAGAGAUGAGCAAAUCACCCUCUUUCGUUA